Messenger RNA from Musca domestica (house fly), 3007 nucleotides. RefSeq names its product SAFB-like transcription modulator (gene Saf-B). The coding region runs from base 185 to 2938 and encodes 917 amino acids. Gene Ontology annotation, cellular component: nucleus. NCBI's taxonomy places the organism in Eukaryota, Metazoa, Arthropoda, Insecta, Diptera, Muscidae. Gene Ontology annotation, biological process: regulation of mRNA processing; regulation of transcription by RNA polymerase II. The transcript has 8 exons. Gene Ontology annotation, molecular function: RNA binding; sequence-specific DNA binding. The record is from RefSeq and is a predicted model, not a curated record.
AUCGCCAUUUUUAUUAUAUUUUCGGCGUGUAUAAGAUAUACACAUUAGACAUUUUACAAAGUGAAAACGGAGUUUUCCACAUUAAAACAAGAGAAUAAUUAAUAUUUAAAUAAUUUGUGUGGAUUGGCAAUUAGGAAAAGAACAUAAUAUUAUAUAUUAAUAGAAGUAAAUAAUUAUCAAAGAAAUGUCCGAAGCUGGAAAGAAAUUGAGUGAGUUACGUGUGUGUGAUCUCAAGGAUGAAUUGGAAAAACGCAAGUUAGAUACUAAUGGUUCAAAGGCAUCGUUAUUGGAGCGUUUAGAAAAGGCUUUAAAGCGAGAGGGUGUGGACCCUGCCAAACACAUAUUUGGUGGCAACAAAACUGCAACACCUAAAAAAACGGUCACUACACCAAAAACUCCAGCAGGAAAGGCCAAAGUUGUUGCUGAAAAACCAAAGCCUGUAGAAAAGAAACCAGCUGAACCGGUUGUUAAGGAGCCCGAACCUGAGGCUGAACCCGAGGAACAGGAGGAAGUUGCUGAGGAUGAGGAACACAAUGAUCAGGAAGAGGAAAAUGCAGAAGCCGAUGAAAACAAUGACAAUGAUAUUGUAUCCGAUCAAGUCGGAGAAGUUGAUGAGCAUGAUGAAUGUCAUGAAAAUGGCGAGGAAGACGAAGAAGCUGCCUACGAUGAGGAAGCAGAAUGUGAAGAAGAACAUGCUGAAGAUGAUGGUGAUGCUGGAGAAGGGGAACACGAAGCCAUUGAUGAAACCUAUGAAGAAGAUGAAAACAAUGCCGACCCAGAGAAUGAGGAGGGCAAUAAUGAAAAUGAAGAAGGUAUCAAUUUGACAAUAGGAGAAGAUGAACAACAACUACUUCAUGAUGAGGCUCCGGAUGAUAAAGAUAAAUCGACUGCUUCUGAGAAGAAGUUAUCGGCAAAGGAUUCUAAAUCUGAUAAAUCUUCAGGAAAAGAUGACAAAAAGUCGGGGCAUGAUAAAGAUAAGAAAAAAGAUGAAAAAUCCAGUGACAAAAAAGAGGACAGCGAUAAAUCCAAAUCUAGUCAAAAAGACGAUAAAGAGAAAUCAUCUGCAAACAACUCGUCAUCGACUGCCACCAAUUCAAAAUCAACAAGUGGCGGCAAAUCAUCCUCGUCCACAGCAAAUGCAUCACGCAAUCUUUGGGUAUCCGGUUUAUCAUCCUCUACUCGUGCCAGCGAUUUAAAGACAAUAUUCUCCAAAUAUGGCAAAGUCAUCGGUGCUAAAGUGGUAACCAACACACGUACACCUGGCACUCGUUGCUAUGGCUAUGUGACCAUGUCUUCGUCCAGUGAUGCCAGUCGUUGUAUUGAUCAUUUGCAUCGCACCGAAUUGCAUGGCCGCAUUAUAUCUGUGGAACGUACCAAAAAUGAAAUUGGUGGCAGCGCUGCAAAUUCAAAGGAUAGUGGUAAAACUUCUGGCUCAGCACGUUCAGAAUCCAAGAAGAAGGACGAAUCGAAAAAGUCUGCCAGCAGUGGUAAGGACAAAGCAAGUGGCGAAUCAGGUAAAAAGGACAGCAGCAGUGAAACUAAAAAGGAUGACCGGGACAAAACGUCUCGUUCGAAAGAUGAUAAAAGCAAAGAAUCUAGCCGCGGUGAAAAGGCACGUUCUGAAUCAUCAGUGAGACGUCGUCCUCUGCACACAAACGAUAGCCGUUAUAAUCAUUAUCAACGCCAGCGAGAAAAUCGUGAACGGAUGCGUCAACGAGAGAUUCUCUCCUACAAGAAGAUACGCGAGGAAAGGGAACGCCAACGGUUGCGCGAACGUGAACGUGAACUGCGUGAAGAAGAACGUCGUCGUCGUGAGAUCCGUGACCGUCAGCGACAGGAGGAGGCCCGCUUGGCUGAAGAACGCAGAAAACUGGCAUUGGAACGUGAACGCUUGGAGCGUGAAAAGGCUGAACUUUUACGUUUGGAACGUGAACGCCAGAAGUUGGAGCGUGAGAAAUUGGAAUUGGAACGUCUCGAGAUAAAACGCCAACAAAUGAAGAUUAUGGAAACUCGUGAUGAUCCUAUUAAACGUUUGAGCAAACGAGAUGAUCAUUAUCCAGUGGAUCGUAAAAGAACAACGGCAACGGAUCGCUAUGAAGCUCCUCCUCCACCAAGGUUUGAUGCCUCGUUGGACACAACAUCAAGGAGCGAUUUAUAUUCUAGCGCUCAUAAACGUGAUGAUUAUGUCAGCUCCUCCAGCAAACGUAUUGAUGAUUACACAUCGUCCUCUUCGAAGCGUAUGGAUUAUGGUAGCAGUUCAAGCGGCACUAAACGUUCCGCGGUUGAUGACUUUUCGGAUAUUCCCAGUAAACGCAGCACAGAUGAUUACACGAAACGUGGUGGCGGAGAUUAUUUGGGUUCAUCAUCAAAACGAAGUGGUUUAGAUGAUUAUACCUCGAGCGGGAAAGGCGGCCGUGAUGAUUAUAAACGUGAAGUGGAGAUUCGUCAUUUACCAACAUCUGGAGGUGGUGGCGGUUCCUCAUACCAUUCCAGCGGUUCAAUGCAUAAGAGUGGAGGUGGCGGCGGACGCUAUGAUGAUCGUUCGACAUCACAUAAUUAUCGUCGUAUAGAUGAUAUUGGUGGCAACAAACGUUAUGAUAACACGGGUGGAUUUGGUGGUGGUUCUGGUGGCAACACAAGUAGCUGGAAUCCUUCAUCAUCAUCUCAUAUGGGCGGCAGUGGAGUUGGUUCAUCUAUGAAAUACUCUAGUAAUGGUAUGUCAUCAAAUAUGCAUUCCGGUUCGGGUUGGCCGAAAUCAAAUGCCGAUGAUAAUAGUUGGCGUGCGUUGCCCUCAACUCAAGAUCGUUAUGACCGAACCUACAAUGAACGUGGUACUGGUGGUUACUCGGGAGGCGGCAGCAGUGGUGGCGGCAUGUAUAAUAGUGGAGCACGUUCUGGGCAAGAUCGUUAUGGUGGACCCGUAUCAUCACGUUACUAAAGUCAUUGGCACAAAAUGCCUCGUAUAUACAUAGUAUUGUAUACGUUAAACAGAAAAAAAAAACAAAAA